AUGCAGUUCUCAGCCAUUGACUUUACGGGAAAUGUGUCUUCUGGCAAUCUCUUGACCGCCAAAGACAAAACGAGAAGAGCAAUAAGCCAAGAAACAGUCAAGGCCGAUUUCCAUCGUCCUUCCAUGCAUUCCGGUAGUGCAUCCACCUAUCGGACGGCUUCCUUUUCCAGUGGCGGGAGUGGAAGCAGUGGUAAUACUAGCGGUGGCGUGGUGGUAGGGAAUGAAGAAUUUCAUCGAUUGUUAAACGAUCGAGAUUCCCAAUUGAAACGGGAAAUGGAUCGCCGAGCACGUGAUCAUCAAGAGGAAAUUCGGUUGCUCAAAGAAGAGAUUUCCUUGUUGAGAAAUCAAGCACCUGCACCCAUCACAGUACCCGCCGAUAUUGGAAUAACAAGGGGAAACACCAAGCAUAACAGCCAUCAUCAUGCUCAUAAUAGUAAUAAUGGCCACCAUGCAAAUGCAGACAAUAACAAUCAAAGCCGGAGGUCCUUUGAUAGUAGUGGUUCCGAUGGAAUGAUGAGCUCUGGACCAUUGAACGAUGUUAUUCCAAAUAAGCCAGGCUUGUAUCGAGGCAUAUCCGGGGUGACAGAAGCGAGCAACGUGGGUGCUUCGUAUCAUCCGCAGGGGAGGAAAAUUCAGUUUGCGGAUCAUUUGCACCCGGUAAUCUAUGAACAAAACAAUAACAGCCACAACAACAGCGAUAUGGAAAAGGGUAGUCUAACGAUGAGGUCGAAUGAUAAUGGCGCCGCCGAUGAUGAUGAUGAUGAAGAAGAAGGUGUGGAUUUGAAUCUCUUGCCCGAAGACACCUUUAGUUAUUUGGCAUUCUCCAAGUGGCGUUCCACAUCCAUGUUUACUGCCCUUGCGGUGGUGGCCAUCCAAGUCACUACUCUGUCGGUGUUGGCCUUGGACUUUGCAUCCAUUAAAUACCCUGGCAAUCGAUUAGGAGUACCCGUCAGUGUGAAUUCGCGAACGGCUACGAUCCAAGUCAUUGCGCUCUUUAUCAUUGUGAUCAGUCAGGGCGAUUUGCAGGAUUCCCUAAACCUGUUGUUCAUGGGGUACGACAAGGAAGAACUGGAAAAGAACUUGAAUGCUAAAGUGACGUACCGGCGAUGGUUGAUAUCACUCUGUACACGGCUAUUGGUUACUAUUUUGGGUUUGUGCAUCACAUUUGUCAUGAUUGUGCGAGAGUCCGAUGUGACUCAGCUACUUUUGGACUUUACAUCGAUUGAGUUCGUUACAAACAUUGACAAUAUCUUCUUUUGGUUGACUGCAUGGGGCUACCUUGGAUUGAGUGCCCAACGUGACGCCACGGCUGUGAUUCAAGCCAAGGCCCCCGUAUUGGUGCAAGAAGAAGUGGAGGACGGCAAGAAGCCCUCUGCCGAAGCACCAGUCCGAGACUCGGUAGAGUUGAAACGAGUAACACGCAACCGACAACGUAAACGCAUCAAGCAGUUGCAUGUGAAGAAAAAGUCCAAAAAGAUGAUAAACCCCCAUGCGGCACUGGAAGGAGGGUUGGACCUGGAAACAGAUCGAGAUUUUGACAUCCAUUCCAUCCACUCCUUUGCAACCUUUGCGUCGAUGCGCGAAGAACUCAAGUUUGGAGAAGAACACCGCUGCAUGUGCUACAGUCGUUUUCCUCGAUUCGCGUUCCUAGCUGCCAUUUACGUGACCAUGCUGUCUGGAUGGGCCAUAAAUUAUUAUUGGCAGCGAACGGGCACCUUUGUUUGCGAUACAGUCUUCGUGCAAUUUAAUGACAUUUAUCAUCCUGGAUUAGCCACCUUCAGUGGCCUCUUUGAAAAGAAAUGUGGAGAAAACGGCUACUGCAAACGUGCGGCCUAUGUGGAAGUUGGACAUGGCAACUAUUCUUCUACUGCUUCGUUCAUCUUUUGCGAUGCGCUUUCGACGUGGGUCUUUGCGUUUGAUGAAGGGGGUCGAUUCAACUGUCAAAACUGGCUGAUUCAAUCGCCAAAUCAAAACAUUCUUUCGGAAGCUUCGUAUAACAUUUUGGAAUCUGUCAAGGGUAACGAGCCGUGGACGAUCAAAUUGGGAGAUAGAAGAGAAUUGCCAAUGCCGGAGUUCACCCUUACGUGUUAUGAUUGCAUGUACGAUGAUAGCUUCUGUGGCAGAGGAACUUGUGUGAAUAACCGAUGCAUUUGCGACGAGGGCUGGUAUGGUUACCGCUGUGAUUACUUCAUGCCUUGCGGCGCCCUUGAGGUCAACCCCCUGCAUAAUCUUGGAGGAUCCCGAACUUGGGCAGGUCAAUACAAGCUACUAAUGGCACCCGUCGAAGGAAAUGAAACUGAUGCGCCGCCCAAACUCCUAACGAAGUACAAUCGACCUACCUACAUCGGCGGUGGUAUCAAAAAUGGCGUUGCAGUGCCUGUAGAAAUCAUUUUUUACAAUGGAAGGCGGUGGGUCAAUGUUGUACGAGACGCUCUUGUCACUGAAGAACAGGUACAGCAUUUCUUGGUCGACUCGCAUGGCUAUUGGUCCGAUUACAGAGUAUCCUUCAUCACUGGAGCUAUCGACAUCAACACACCCGAAGAUUCCACAGAUCCGUCCCGAAUUGAUUGGCUUGAAGCGAACCCUCCCGAGACCGAUCGUGGAAGAGUUCAAGGACCGAAUCUGCAAAACAACCAAAUCGAUCUGAGACUUCUCUGUUCCAGCUGUAACAACGAAACAAACCCUUGUUUCUACGGCGGCACCUGCAUGGCUGGAGGUAAUUGCGUUUGCGAACAAGGAGAAAAAGACAAGGCGGGUACUCUGUGCCAGAUCCCUCCAAGUGGCAAUGGAUUUUGCGAUGUCACUUUCAACACUCCUCAGUUCAAUUUUGAUGGCGGCGACUGUUGUGAAGGGACGUGCGCGAGUACAGUCGAAAACGAGUGUGGAGUUGUUGAGCGAAGUACCAGUUUGGGCAACACGCUUGCUUACAUUGGAUUCCCAAAUUGUACUGAUCCAGAUGCAGUCAAGCAAAUCUCGGGAUCUCAAACACUAUUCAAUAUCAUGGAACGAGGGCAAGUUAUCUGCGGAACAUACAAGUCUGAUUUCAUGUCUGAUUUCUUUGCAGCGCAGUGUCAAGCAGUUGCGGCAGCAGUUCUUGGUGACAAAGAUGCGUAUUCCAUCGAUCUAUGGGGUAGUGCAGUUGGGAUAAACCGAUUCCUUGCUAUUAACGAUGGAAAAUACGACAUCAUCUUUGGCUCUGACUUUCUUGCGAAUCGUGAUGUUUAUGAGAAAAAAUCGAAAUCGCCCUUUUCAUACGCCGCCAUGCCUUACUAUUUUGCAGGUUUGACUUUUGCUGGCAUUCCUCGAUUUGUCGAAUGUGCUGAUAGCUAUGAUUUCAUCUCUCCGGCAUGUCAAGGUGUCAAGAUUUGCGUCAGCCAACUGACCUCUUGGUACGACGUGGUGGCAAACAUUUUUCCUCCAGAAAACAUCGUUGGAACAGAAGGUAUUGCCUCAUCAGUGCCCGCUCUCGGGAAUGGACUCUGCAACGUGUUUGGAGCAACAAGAUUUGAAGUUCUGGAAGAAAAUGUUGUGCGCCUGGGAUAUGACUUGAGUGUCGGAUUUGCUGUUGGCGAGCGCAUGCACUCGAAGAGUUUCGAGACGUGGAUGACUCGAUCGGCCGAUCGGCAAUGGACGAAAAUGACUUCGUGGAUCUUUGAAGCACUGGUUCAGGCUGAGGAAUCCGGAAUCACACAAGCAAGUGCAAGUAUUAUGGAGUCAACGAUUGUAUUCAAUGAUCCAAAAUACAGCUUUGACGAUAUGUUUCGAAAUGCCGUGGCGGCAAAUGGCAAUUUUGGUGAGCUGUGGGACAAAUCCAUGCCCUUCUCCAGGCCUGCAAUGAACACUGUAUGCGACGGAACUAGUGGCCUGAUUGUGGCGAUGGAUUUCGGUGCAUUUGGAGACCUCGGUGACCGACCAAGCCAAGGAGGACAGAUCGAGCGAAUCAUUCAACGGGGUGCUUUGGUAUGCUCCGUUUCCCCUGCAACUGGCUUUGCCGAAUUCAAUGAACAAACAAACAGUUGGACAGGACUGGAGGUAGAUAUUUGCCGAGCGAUUGCUGCCGCCAUUUUCAACGGUCAGCCGAAGGUUGAUUUCGUUACUGGGACUACUAGUGAGGUCUUUACUGCAGUGAAGGGCGGCAAUAUUGAUCUUGCCGCCGGCAAGACUCGUACAUUGGAACGAGAGAUCAAACACUCCAGUAGUGGAGGCUUCGCAUUCGACUUUUCACCACCAUACUUUUAUGACGGGAUGAUCUUUGCUGGUUACGAGCCAUUUGGCCGAUGUGCCGCAAACCUGAUUUUCGAUGGAACCUGUGAAGAUACUCUCAUUUGUGUUUCUGAAAUCACAACGUGGUAUGAUGCACUUGUUGCACUUGGAGUCCCCGACAAGAAUAUCCUUAUGACCGAGUCGAACGCGGAAGGACUUCAGAAGCACCUGGCGAGCGAGUGCAACGCGUUGGUAUACGAAUCCAACAAGUUGAAUCGAACAUUGAUGGAAAUGGAUGAGUAUUUUGUCGGAACAAAAAGAUACACUAAAGAACCCCUUAGUAUGAUGCAUCGGUCUGAUGAUCAGCAGUUCUCAGAUUUGAUUCGAUGGAUCAUUUAUGGCUUGUUCAAUGCUGAAGAGAGAGGAAUCACUUCCGAAACAUCCAUUCGGAUGCCCACCACAAACUUGUUUGGAAGCGAGCUCACUGGAAUGUGGCAGAACUCCGUUCGAGAAAGCGGAAGCUAUGGCGAUAUAUUUUCUCGCAACUUGGAUGGACUCGUCGCUCGUGAGGGUUUGAACUUGCUAAACAGGUUGGAUGGACCUCAGCUUUGUGCCUCUCCUGGGACAGCCCCCUUCUUGUGA
Molecule: messenger RNA, 4845 nt
Organism: Cylindrotheca closterium
Lineage: Eukaryota; Bacillariophyta; Bacillariophyceae; Bacillariales; Bacillariaceae
Source: the annotation of a GenBank genome assembly